Brassica napus (rape) is the source of this 2857-nucleotide messenger RNA. Its product is annotated as protein SLOW WALKER 1-like. The transcript is spliced from 4 exons. Gene Ontology annotation, molecular function: protein binding. Lineage: Eukaryota; Viridiplantae; Streptophyta; Magnoliopsida; Brassicales; Brassicaceae. Gene Ontology annotation, cellular component: nucleolus. Gene Ontology annotation, biological process: positive regulation of transcription by RNA polymerase I; rRNA processing. The coding region runs from base 314 to 928 and encodes 204 amino acids. The record is from RefSeq and is a predicted model, not a curated record.
AAAAUUCUAUUUUAAAUAUAGUUUUAAUUUAAAAUUUUAUUUGUGCAUGAAAACACCUAGUGACAAUCAAAAGACAAACAAAAAAAACUUUCAAAAUUUAUAUGGUUUCCAAAUUCAAUAAUUCUAAUUUAUUUAUUUAUUUAUUUAUUUUUUAAUGAAUGUAAACUUUAUUCAUUCAGAAACCUCUAUCGUUGAUUUGCAAAUAAAACUGAAACUCAAAAAUUUAGAACUUCAAAAGCGUGGCGUAGCUUAAGAUAAAUAAACCUUUUCUUUUCUCUCAAUUGCAAAACUCUGAAAGUAACCCUGACGAACAAUGGAAGAGGUAACGGCGUCCUCCGAGAAUGGUGUGUUGACGUUUGAUGGUGGAACACAUAGCCACUGUAUAGCGAAGAGGGAGGACAAAUGUGGAGUGGAGAGCAGGAAGUUUUACUUGGUUUGCAAGACAGCUCUUGAACGCCUAGACCUUCCUCUCUGCUCAAACCCUAUGAAAAAGAUACUUGUGUUGAAUGCCUCUUCACAUCGUACCUGUACCGCCGGUUUGAACAGCGUCAAGGUGUGGGACUUGAUCGGAGGUGGGAAGAUGGUUUGUUUCAUGGAGAGUCACAACAAGACUGUCAUGUCUAUGUGCGUUGGGAGAAUGGGAUUGGAUGAGAAUAGGCUUGUGAUUGUUUCUCUAGACGGUUACAUGAAAGUGUUUGAUUACGGGAGAGCAAAGUUGACUUACUCCAUGAGGUUUCAAGCUCCUCUCCUGUCCGUUGCCCUCUCUCCUGAUUGUUCCAUUCGUGUCAUCAACAGUAUGGUGUUUGCUGGCAAGAAGAAGCUGAGAAAUGAUGCCGAGAAGAAGCAAACUAGUAUGAUGAGCCUUGGGAGUGUCAAUAGCCAAGUGGAGGAGAGUAGGAGAAGCCGUCCAAAGAGGAUUACUUGGUGAAGGAGAGCAAAGGAGUGAAGCUUACAAGACACAACAAGCUGUUGAAGUUCAGGCACAAGGAAACUCUGGUCUCGGUUUUGGAGGAGAAGAAACCUGCCAACGUGUUGGCCGUGAUGGAGGAGUUGGUGGCGAGGAGGAAGAUGGUGAAGUGCGUGUCGAAUAUGGAGGAAGGAGAGUUGGGCUUGCUGCUGAGUUUCCAGAUCUUUGUGAAGACUUUUGAGGGGGAAGACAAUAACCAUCGACGUUGUAUCAGGCUAGGAUGAAUGAGCAAUGGUUGAGCUUCGCAGGAAAGCAACUCCAAGACAGUCUUUGAUUACAAUAUUCAGAACGAGUCCACCCCUUCACUUGCUAUUGCGUCUCCGUGGAGGUGUUUUUGGUGUCAGAAACAACAACCCUACUAUUGGGCUUGACGGCAGAGAUAUGCUAAUUUGGGACUACGAAAAUACCAAAAUCAGAAGCGAUUUGACAGGGCAUUAGUCGUAUUACCAAUGCCCUAGAGAUGAUUGGAAUCAGGGCACCAGAAUUCUAUGUGUUUCCCAGAUGCAAAAGAAUCAAAGCUUGUCAUGAUAGCUUCUUUACCCAGCAUCCUCCUGAUUUUGAGUACCAUAAAGUCUACAAUUCUGAGCAAGAGAUUCCGGUGGAUUUAGUCACACAUAAACUACAAACUCAGAUUGCUGACAUCUCCAUAGAUGAGUGUCUACUCGACCUUUAUGCAAGAAUAAAUCAAACUGGUCUUUUAGGAUUCCGCCCCACCAUUGAUUUACUGAGAGGAAAGGGGAUGCAAGUCUUGUUCAUGAAACCUGGUGACCUUUAUCGUGAUCUUACCGGUUCCAGUUCUGUUCCUUACAGCAUGUCUGUCCACGGUAUUUGACGAACACCCAAAUUGUGGGUACUUGCCUGCUGGGCUGUAUGUUUUUCAUUUCCUUUUUAUUUGAGUAGAAUGACAUCUUUAGAAGAAGAAAAGAGAUCAAAUUACACAAACAAAACUAUCCUGAUCUGAUUUUAAUUUUCCCAUGAAAGUACUUAAAUAUCAAAUAAAUUCGAUCAAGUUCCAAUAGUGACUCUGACAAUCAAGACAAACUGGGAAGUCGGGGAUGAAUGCCGUGUGUGGUGGAGAAACGAGUCCAGUGAAGGCGGUGCUUGGUGGGAAGGAAGGAUCGAGUCUUCACAGGUUAAGUCCCCUAACUUCCCAGACAGUCCAUGGGAGAGAUACAAAGUUGUCUAUGAAACUGGGGACACGAAUCUCCACAGCCCCUGGGAGUUUGACAAUCCCCAGUUUCCUUGGGAAAACUCUACCAUGGACGAAGAGCCAAGAGAGAAACUACUUUCUUUAUUUGCUGGACUAGUGAAGUCAAUCAGCAAGCAUCAGGAUAGUUAUGGAAUCCAAAAGCUAAACGAAGCUGCUCAAAAGAUGGAUUUCUGCAAUGGGUUCCCAGUUCCUUUAUACCCAGAGCUGAUUCACCAGAGAGUAGAGAAUCGGUACUACAGAAGUAUGGGGUCGUUUAAGCACGACGUGGAUGCAAUGCUGUCAAACGCUGAAUCUUAUUUUGGUACAAACUCACAUAUGCGUUCUAAGAUAAAGCGGCUCCGAGAUAAAAUCACAAAAACGUUGAGAAAGGUUUCACAUAGUUGUUGAUGAUGAUAUAGUAUGUUUGUUUUCUAAACUGCUCCUUUUAGGCUGUGGCCAUUUUUUUCUAUAAGAAUUAUAUAUAGCGAAGAAAACGUAAGAGUUGUCACUUUAGGGAACAAAAGAAACGUUGGUUUUCUUUGGGUGGCACAAGGUUUAUGCUAUAGAUCGGGCCGCUUUAGUUCCACGAGACUAACAUGUAUGUAAUAGAAAUGCACUCUUUUGUCACAGGAGUGACAUAACAAGUCUGGUUUUAUUUUGUGCCCAUUAAAAGAAGCGACAUUGUUUUUUUCUUUUGUUAA